Molecule: messenger RNA, 1383 nt
Organism: Iphiclides podalirius (scarce swallowtail)
Lineage: Eukaryota; Metazoa; Arthropoda; Insecta; Lepidoptera; Papilionidae
Source: the annotation of a GenBank genome assembly
AUGAACACAUUGUAUUCUGGAGCUACUAAAAUACUUCGAUUAAUACAUUUCCAGAAUUAUUGUCAAUUAAAAAAAGUACGGUCACCAAGAUUGCGGUCAAAAACUGACAUGGAACUAAAACAUCGGGAAGAUCCGAUUGUCACCAAACUUGAUACACCUGAAUUUAAGAAUUUAUUCACUAAAGAAGUUCAAGAUCUCCGAAAAUUAUUUGAAAAAUAUAAUUAUGAAAUACGAAUAGCAGGUGGAGCUGUAAGAGAUUUGUUAAUGGGAAUACAGCCAAAAGACCUUGACUUUGCUACCACAGCAACACCUGAAGAGUUAAAAGAAAUGUUUAGCAAAGAAAACAUUAGGAUGAUUAACAUGAGCGGCGAAAAGCAUGGCACUAUCACACCAAGAAUCAAUGACAAAGAAAAUUUUGAAAUAACUACAUUAAGAGUUGACAUUAUAACAGAUGGAAGACAUGCUGAAGUUGAGUUUACGAAAGAUUGGAAACUGGAUGCAAAUCGAAGAGACCUUACAAUAAAUUCUAUGUUUUUAGGUUUUGAUGGCUCCGUUUAUGAUUAUUUCUAUGGAUAUGAUGAUUUAAUGAAGAGAAAAGUAGCUUUUGUUGGAGAUGCAGAUAUCAGAAUCAAAGAAGAUUAUCUCAGAAUAAUGCGCUACUUUAGGUUUUAUGGUAGAAUAGCUGAAAAUCCUAACAAUCACGAUGUCCAGACUCUUGAGGUUAUCAAGAAUAAUGCUCAGGGUUUAGAAAAUAUAUCAGGAGAGAGAAUAUGGAUGGAGCUGAAAAAGACACUACAAGGAAAUUUUGCUGGAGACUUAUUAAAAACUAUGUUAAGUGUUAAUAUUGGAAAAUAUAUGGGUUUACCAGAUCCAAAUGUAGAAGAACUAGACAAAGUUUUAAAACGAAGCCAGUAUUUAGGCUUGCAUCCAAUAAGUUAUUUAGCUGCUCUUUUGAAUGAUAUUGAUGCUGUUACUGUACUUCAUAGCCGUCUUAAAUUUUCUGGAUAUGAACGGGACAUGGCUUACUUUCUUGUGGAACAUAGGGAAGAUAAAGAAGCUAAAAGGCCUUUACUCCCAUAUGAAAAAUUGGUUCUGCAAAGUAAAAUGAAACAGAAGGAUGUUGUAGAAUAUACCCGUGAGAUUUUAAAGUACAGAGGUGAUGAAGCUCUUCUGAAGCACUUUGAUAAUUGGGAAAUACCUCGAUUUCCUAUUGAUGGUAAAAUUCUUAAAAAAAAUGGUGUACCCCCUGGAAAAAUGUAUGGGCCUAUUAUAGGAAAGCUGAAAGAUAUUUGGAUUGAAAGUGAAUAUAAACUCUUAUCUGAGGACUUAGUUCAAUUUAUACCAAACAUUGUUGAAGAGUUUACUCAUCAAAAUAAAACAGCA